AUGCACACGUAUCUAGAAAGUCCCUCGGAUGCCCUUCUACAGCGUCGCCGACGCAACACUGAGGAAGAAAUCAACAUUGAAUUAGAACCGAAGGACGUGUUUCGUUCCGCAGGCAUCUACGACAGAGCCGAAUUUCACUGUCGCGUUACGGGCAUAGAAAACGGUGGCAGAUUAGUUAGGUGGACUUUUAUUCCAGAUGACGCGGGGGAGGAGCGGGAUGUUGAAGGGGACAGCGUCAUCACCACGCCCAAUGAGACCCCCGACACAUCUGUCUUGGUCAUUGAGAAUCCGCAGGCUCAACAUGCCGGACAAUAUAGCUGCCGUAUCGCCAAUAAGCAGAGCACUGGACGACUUGUCAUUGAAGACAGAAAAGUCUUCAUAUGCAGUCGUAAAAAGCGUGUUUUUCGACCAACAUUUUCAGAGGUUAAGACAAAUCCAGAGUCGGUGACAGCUCGCCCGGGUUCAACUGUUCGAUUCUUCUGCUCGGUUACCCUAGCCGACGGCCGUGCCCCUAGAGAAGGCUCUACCAAAGUCAGCUGGUAUCGCAACGAUCGAAAGGCCCUGACGCCGGGUCGGGAAGAAAUUGUGUCCGGAACUCGCGGAAGCAAUGUCGCAGUCCUUGUGGUGAAGCAGCUUGACUGGAGCUAUAAUGACGUAGUCUACACUUGCACAGAUGGAUUCCGGAAGGCUGAAGCAAAGAUCGUGGUGCAGGACGCGUGCGGUCCGGGUCAGCGCUCCUGUGGCGGAGCCACCUGCAUUGAGGAGUCCCUUUUCUGCAAUGGUGUUCCCGACUGUCCCGAUGGUUCUGAUGAGAUCCCCGAACGUUGCCGUAAGCUGAACCAUGCUGGGAUGCUUUUGACUAUAUCGCUUUUUAAAUCAUUUUGCGUUGGUCCACUUAGAACAUGA
Molecule: messenger RNA, 906 nt
Organism: Dibothriocephalus latus
Lineage: Eukaryota; Metazoa; Platyhelminthes; Cestoda; Diphyllobothriidea; Diphyllobothriidae
Source: the annotation of a GenBank genome assembly